Olea europaea var. sylvestris is the source of this 2118-nucleotide messenger RNA. Its product is annotated as protein IQ-DOMAIN 31-like. The record is from RefSeq and is a predicted model, not a curated record. Lineage: Eukaryota; Viridiplantae; Streptophyta; Magnoliopsida; Lamiales; Oleaceae. The transcript is spliced from 7 exons. Gene Ontology annotation, molecular function: protein binding. Bases 131 to 1816 code for a protein of 561 amino acids.
ACCACCAACCCCAAUAGUGCACAAAAAAUAGUGAAGAGUGCUGGGGUGACUGAGCAAGGACGGGUCGAUUUCUCUCUUACCUUGAGUGCUCGACUUGAUCGGCAUUGUUUCUUACAGCAGCCUGCCAGCAAUGGGGAAGUCUCCUGGAAAAUGGAUCAAAACUGUUCUUUUUGGAAAGAAGUCAUCUAAGUCCAAUAUAUUGAAAAAUAUUACAAUUGAGAAAAAGGCUGCUGCCAAGAUGCCAGUGGAAGAUCUGUCUGCAAAUUCCCUGGCGAGCUUGGAUUUGCCAAAUCAGGUUACUGAUAGAGGUCGAAAUAAUGUGGAAUUUGAGAAGGGCACAACUGCAGGCGCUCCAUGUGAUGAUGCUGAUUUUUUAACUGCGAAUCAAGGUGUGGAUACACAAAGUACGUUGGAUCUCAAUUCAAUUGAUACUGCUGAGUUAAGAAGGCAAGAGGAAGCUGCCACAAAAGCACAAGCUGCCUUUAGGGGAUACUUGGCUCGUCGUGCAUUUCGAGCUCUGAAGGGUAUCAUAAGGCUACAGGCCCUUAUACGUGGACACUUGGUAAGGAGGCAGGCAGUUGCUACUUUCCGUUGCAUGCAUGCAAUUGUUAAGUUCCAGGCUCUGGCUCGUGGACGUAUUGUCAGACUCUCAUGUCCUAUGCCAGGAGUGCUUAUAAAGUAUGAUUUGGGAGAAAUUCAGGAUGCUAAACGGGUGGGCACAUUUGGAGUAAUCUCAUCUCAUGGCUCAGAGAACCUUACAACGAAUACUUUUGCCUUGAAGCUUCUUGCCUCGCUGCCAACUGCUAUGCCUCUGAGCCUUCAAUAUGAUCUGGCUGAACCAAAUUCAUCUUGGAACUGGCUUGAACGUUGGUCACGGUCUCACUUUUGGCAACCACCUGCUCGAGCAAAGAAAAUUGUUAACGUGAAAUCUCAACGAAAACAUGCUGGUCCACUUGCUGCUGAGACCAAAGUGGGAAAAUCAAAAAGAACUGUCAGAAAGGUUUCAACUGCAGACAGUGGGGACAACAGCACUUUAGCAUCCACUCAUUUAGAUAAGCCCAAACGCAACCCAAAGAAAGUCGUGACUCAUCCAACAGAAAUAGUGCUGGAACAACCACAAAAUGAACUUGAGAGGGUCAAACACAAUUUAAGAAAGGUUUCUGCUUCUGUAGAACUGACUUCUGAAAAGUUAGAAACCGAAACUGACAAGUCAAACCCGAGUCUGAAAAAAGUGUCAACUUCUGUAGCUCCUGAUAUUUCUGAACAAGAGAUCGUAAAAUCUUCUGAAAUUGCUUUUUGUUCAAAUGCUGUAGUUGAUGAACUGGCAUUGCCAGAAGCUCCUUCGCCAAUUACAGAUAAUGUGCCACAAUCUGAUUAUCCUGCUGUCCAGCCACAUUCGCCGGAAAAUGGUGUGGAGAUGGAGACAAAUCCAACUAUCAAUGAUGAGUUGGGGUGUAAAGAAGAUCAGACUGGCAAGGGGAAUAAAAAAAUCAGGAGGAGAUCUCUUCCAACAAAGCAUGAGUUUCCUGAGAAUGUCUCGCAGAACACCUCAAGCUUGCCAAGUUAUAUGCAAGCAACUGAGUCUGCAAAAGCGAAGCUUAGAGCGCAAGGAGCUUCAAAGUUUAGUGAUGAUGGGUCUGAAAAUGGUUCUGUCCGCCGUCAUUCUCUACCAGCCUCAGCUAAUGGCAAAUUGAAUUCGUUGUCACCUCGGGUGCAGAGGCCAGUUCAAGGUAAUGAUAAGGGUGGAAGCAAAAAUAACAAAUCCUUGAUGUCCUCUAGAGAUGAUAAGGGUCUUCAGCCUGGAUGGAGGAGAUGAGUACGGCAGUGUGUAACCGUGUUAGCUGCAGUUUUAUUUGGUUCUUGUGAAGAGUAUGCUGUAAAAGCUGAAAGUGAAGUUGGAAAAAUCAUAGUUGUUUCAAAUUAUUUGCAUCCUUUACAUGUUUUCCUAAAGUGCUUUGGGAUUGUAUAGCCAUAGAGUAAGAAUCUGUUGAUUUGUUUAAUGUCUAUCGACUGUGUGUGUUUUGUAGUUCAUAUUUGUUUCCUGAUGUAAGAUGCUGAUCCACGACUAGUACCUUGUGAAUGUUUGAAUGCGGUAACAUGAUUGCUCUCCCUCCCUCC